Messenger RNA from Apus apus (common swift), 7110 nucleotides. RefSeq names its product transforming growth factor beta receptor associated protein 1 (gene TGFBRAP1). The coding region runs from base 127 to 2718 and encodes 863 amino acids. The record is from RefSeq and is a predicted model, not a curated record. NCBI's taxonomy places the organism in Eukaryota, Metazoa, Chordata, Aves, Apodiformes, Apodidae. Gene Ontology annotation, cellular component: membrane; cytoplasm. Gene Ontology annotation, biological process: endosomal vesicle fusion; autophagy; vesicle-mediated transport. The transcript is spliced from 12 exons.
GCGCUGACAGCGCGGCCUGAGGCGGCGCCCGGCCCGGCCCAGCACCGCGAGGCCUCGGAGCGCCGGGCCCGGCUCCCGGUGCGGCGGUGGCGGCGCCUGGCGCUGGCAGAUCACCCAGAAGACACAAUGAGUGUUAAAGCUUUCAAGCUCGUUUCUGCUGUAGAGCGGGAGAUGUUAAUGGGAGACAAGAGUUACAUCAACAUCGAAUGCAUUGAGUGUUGUGGGAAGAACCUCUACAUUGGAACCAAUGACUGCUUCAUCUAUCACUUUCUGUUGGAUGAAAAGAUCUCAACAGCUGGAAAAGUAACUUUUGUUGCCACCAAGCAACUGCAUAAAUACUUGGGCUUGAAGAAGCCUGUGAGUGAAUUGAAAGCAGCCUCUGCCCUCACCAGGCUUCUUGUGCUUUGCGACAACACAAUAACACUAGUUAACAUGAUGAACUUGGAACCUGUCCCCACUGGUGCUAGAAUCAAAGGAGCUGUGACAUUUGCAUUAAAUGAAAACCCUGUGAGUGGGGAUCCUUUCUGUGUCGAAGUCUGCAUUAUCUCCGUCAAGCGGCGGACCAUUCAGAUGUUCAUGGUGUUUGAAGACAGAGUCCAGAUUGUGAAGGAAGUGUUUACUCCAGAGCAACCCUGUGCUGUGGCUGUAGAUGGCUAUUACUUAUGUCUUGCACUUACUACACAGUAUAUUAUUUUGAAUUAUAAUACCGGCGUUUCCCAGGAUCUGUUUCCUUAUUGCAGUGAUGAGAAACGGCCAAUUGUGAAAAGGAUAGGCAGACAAGAAUUUCUGUUGGCUGGCCCCGGAGGCCUAGGCAUGUUUGCAACUGUAGAUGGCAUUUCACAGCGUGCCCCUGUGCAUUGGUCAGAGAACGUGAUUGGAGCAGCGUUGUGCUUUCCUUACGUGGUUGCUCUGGAUGAUGAGUUCAUUACAGUGCACAGCAUGCUGGACCAGCAGCAAAAGCAAACACUGCCUUUUAAAGAAGGUCACAUUCUACAGGACUUCGAAGGAAAGGUUAUUGUUGCUACUAAUAAGGGUGUGUAUAUCUUGGUGCCGCUACCUUUGGAAAAACAGAUUCAAGAUCUUCUAGCUGGCCACAGAGUGGAGGAGGCGCUUGUUCUAGCAAAAGGAGCUCGAAGGAAUAUUCCAAAAGAGAAAUUUCAGGUAAUGUACAAACGAAUCCUGCAGCAAGCAGGUUUUAUACAGUUUGCACAGCUUCAGUUCCUUGAAGCAAAAGAGCUCUUCAGAAGCGGCCAGCUUGAUGUCCGGGAGCUGAUCUCUCUCUACCCCUUCCUGUUGCCUACUUCCUCUUCAUUUAUACGGUCUCAUCCCCCUCUGCAUGAGUACGCGGACCUAAACCAGCUGACCCAAGGGGACCAGGAGAAGAUGACAAAAUGCAAACGAUUCCUCAUGAGUUACUUGAAUGAAGUCCGCAGCACUGAGGUUGCAAAUGGCUACAAGGAAGAUAUUGACACAGCAUUGCUCAAGCUGUAUGCAGAGGCAAAUCAUGAAAGCCUGCUGGAUCUGCUAGUUUCGGAGAACUUUUGUCUCUUAACAGAUAGUGCUGCCUGGCUUGAAAAGCACAAAAAGUAUUUUGCCCUUGGUCUCCUGUAUCACUACAACGGUCAGGAUGCAGCAGCACUUCAGUUAUGGGUGAAAAUAGUUGAUGGAGACAUUCAAGAUUCUACACGUUCAGAUCUCUAUGAGUAUAUAGUAGACUUUCUUACCUUCUGCUCUGACCAAGAUCUAGUGUGGAAAUAUUCUGAGUGGGUUUUACAAAAAAAUGAAGAGGUUGGCAUACAGAUUUUCACUAAAAGGCCUUUGGAAGAACAGGAGAAAAACAACAUUAAUCCAGAUGAUAUAAUCAGUUGCCUUAACAAAUAUCCUAAAGCACGUGUUAAAUAUCUAGAACAUCUGGUAUUGGAAAGAAAAAUAGAGAAAGAGAAGUACCAUACUCAUCUAGCUGUCUUGUACUUGGAGGCAAUACUUCGGCUAAAAUCUGUGACCACAGAUAAUUGUACAGAAACAACUGAACUUCAGUUUAAACUACGAAGUCUUCUUCAAAAAUCUGAUCUUUAUAGAAAACACUUCAUUUUGGACAAAAUCCAGGGCACAGACCUUCAUAUGGAAAGUGCAAUUUUAUAUGGAAAACUAGAAGAACACGAGAAGGCUUUGCAUAUCCUUGUCCACAAGUUAAAGGACUUCCAUGCUGCUGAAGAAUACUGUAUCUGGAACUCUGAGAGCAGAGAUGUGCAGUACAGACGGCGGCUUUUCCAUAUGCUGCUGACAGUGUAUCUAAGUCCAGGCACUUCAGAUUGUGCACUAGCCAUGGCUGCUGUGGAUCUCUUGAAUAACCAUGCUGCUGAAUUUGAUGCAGCUCUGGUUUUGCAGCUGGUGCCUGACAGCUGGUCAGUGCAGCUCCUCUCCCCUUUCCUGGCUGGAGCAGUGAGGCAAAGCAUUCAUACAAAAAGAAUGACUCAGGCUGCGCUUGGGUUAGCACAAGCUGAAAACUUCAUCUAUGAACAUGAGAAGGUUAAACAAAAAGGAGCCCCAAUUCUUCUUUCAGACAAGAAGGUCUGUCAGGUGUGCCAAAAUCCUUUCUCCGAGCCUGUAUUUGUAAGAUACCCAAAUGGAGGUCUGGUCCACACACACUGUGCUGCAAACAGAAAUCUGAAUUCCAACAUGACUCAUCACUUUUCUAGCUCCAGCAAUCAGACUUGAAAUCUGUUCUGGUCCCACUCACAGGUUCCCAUGACUUAUACCCCAUUGAAAGUGGGCGGAAAAAAGGAACAAAGUGCAGCUACUUUAGGAAUAAAUCAAGAACAACAACUAGUCUUCGGGUUAAUGGGAAGGCUUCCAGUCAAUAUGUAAUAUUGCCACUUAUCUCUUUGAUUUCUAAUGAAUGUAGAUAGAAGAUUCACUACCAGAAGUGAAGAGGUGCGAAUAUAGGCUCUUCUGUAUAUAAUAAUAAACAGUUAAAGAAAAUGAGCCUUUUCUUCACAGUAAGGAUGAAUGUUACGGACACAAAGCAAACAGUUAUUUUAAGAAAUGUCACUUUGCACUGAAUAUGGUGUUGAUAAAUUUGUAGAGGUGGAGAUGGCAUUUGUUGGAGUUCUCAGAACAAGACUGACAUUGUGCAGCUUACUAUCAAGGCAAAAAUGUGCAUUGGUUAUAAUGUUUGCUGCAGCAUGUCCUCUUUUGAGCUGGAUUCUCUUCCCCGGGAUCACAUUAUGAACUUGAUUUUUGCUCUACAAAUUGUUUGCUUUUGACGCACUUUUUAUUACUUCCUCCCCCCUCCUCUGCUAUAUAGAAUUUAAAUGUAAGCACUGGUCCGUUAGGUUUCUAUUCCUACAGUUACAGGAAUAAACUGAGUGGAAGCUGAUAUCCUCAGUCACACAGCUGUGCUUGGAAGAGAAACAGUUGGAUUGUCUGGUCAGACUGUAGUCACUUUUUUAUGGGGGAAGAGACCUUAACUUUAAUAUUGAUUUAUUUAUUAAUAUGCAAAUAUAUUGUACAUACAGUUGAAUAAAUUGAUCUUAUAUCAUUCUAGAGUUUCUUUGGAGGGUAAGGAUGUAGCUGAUACAUAAGUGUACAGGUUAUGUGCUAAAUGUUUGCUAUAACGUAACUUAGGGCAGAUUGGAACUCCACAAGAAUAAAGAAUAGGUUUUAGUACUUGUUGGGUGACUUUGUGCAAUCAAAAUCACAGAAAGAACUUACAGUUGGGAAGGAAUCUACAAAGGUGCACUACAGGGGUAUUGCCUUUGUUAUAUUCUACAAAACAUUCAGUAAACUAAAGUUUUUCAAAUAACAACAAAAAACCCUUUACUGAACUACCUGGAGAAGUAUCCAGAUUGCUAUUCAACCAAUUUGAAGCAAUCAGUUUAAAAGAAGCAGCUUCCCACAAGACAUGGUCAGAAGUGACAACUUGAAAUAAAGCUUAAAUAUUUUUAACUCAAAGCAUUUAUUUUGAUUCUGUAAAACUCUAAUAAAUACCAAGGUUACUGACCAGAGUGCAGCUGAGUUAGUGCACUACUCACUGUUUCAGCAUUCUAAAUCAGAGUGGAGACUCUCAGCAAAAUGGGAUGUCUGUGUGGUGUCUUCUAGAUGCAGUCUAGGGAGAGGUCUCCUGUUAGGGAAAGGUUGGCUUAUGAAAGAGCAAUGUAAGCAUAGUGCUACCUCUGGGAAGGGGCAACCAGACUAUAUCCAGGGGGGGAAAAAAUACCCAUGUCUUUGACUUUGAAGCAGAAGGACCUUUGGAUCUUUUCUCUGAGUUUGAAAUUAGAAAAGUAUGGCUGUUCCUUUGGGUUUUAAAAAACAAAUAAAACCCAAGUUAAGGAGUUUUGUAACACUUUCUACUAAGAAGCUAGCCAUGUUUAGUGAAAGGCACCUUCAAAAAAGACAAAUUGUGGGCAUUUCUGUCUUAAUUCUGGUGUGAGUCAUUCUGCUGUGUUGGCACUGGCACGAGCAGAUUCUUCUGUACCUUGUAUUCAUGGAUUUCAUACGUUGUUUAUACAACUGGCAAUGACAACAUUGAAAAAAUUGUAGUACCCUGUCCUCCAGAUAUUUGCUGAUAGAGAGGAAAUGUUGAAUUCUGAUAAUAUAUAUGCUGAUAAUCCUUUUGUGUACAGUAGCAUGUGAUUCCUAAGAAAUACUUUGCUGCAAGCAUCCUCAGUAUGCUUUGUUCCAAUCUAAUAAGGAGGUAACAAAUGCCACUCUCCCUUAUUAAGACUAGUUCUGGCCACUAGGUAGUGAUUAACUUACUCUUGUGAACUAGUGUUGCAGUGGAACAGAGAUCAUGCCAUUCCAGACUACAAGGGAGUUAUUUAUUGUUAUUGCAUGAAAAGGUAUGACUUUAAAGGAUUAAACUAUUCUUUAUUAAUAUUUGGUAUUUUUUUUCAGAUUUGUACUUUGGCUAAAAUUUAGCAGUAACAAGAAUUGUACACGCAGCACAAACAGAGAAAUGCAAGGUAGCAUAUUUGCAAUCAUAGAUGACUAAAAGAGUGGUUAAUAUUUAAGUUUGGAGGGUCUAACUCUUUUUAGCCCCCAGAAAUGUGGAAUGGAAAAAAUAUUGAUAUUUGAUUCAUACAUUGUUACCUGUUUCUGUGUUUAAUUUUAUACUAGAACUCAUUUGGAUGAAUUAAUAUUGAAGUCCCAUGGUAACAAAAAGAAAAAGCAUAAAAAACCAAAGCAAGCCCAAUGUGAGCCAAGAGCACAGCAGGGAGGUGGCAGGUGGAGGAUGCUCUUCCAGUGUGUGAAUUCCGCUUGAGCAAUUGGGAUAUACUCAACCAGAGGAAAUGACAGCCUCCAUCAGAGUGGUGCUUGGUAUUUGUACUUUACCACCAGGAAAUUUAUGAGAGGUCUGCAUUCAAAUUCCCUUAGGUAGAAGGCAGCUGCAACACCCCUUGGGUAAGAGAACUUCAUGUUGGAGAACCUGAGUUCAUCCUUCUGUUUUGUCACUCUCAAUUUGCUCAUUCUUGUUUGGUGUAUCUGAAGUCCUGGGACAGCAUUGCUGCUGGGGUAGGUUCUUCUGGUGUGGCUGCAGCAGCAAAGAGGGAGAUAAUCAGGUUUUUAAUUGCUGAGUGGAUACAUGAAGGAGGAGAGGCAGGAAUGAGGAGUAUUUCUCUGACCCUCCUUCCAGUUUGGAAAUUAAAUGGGUUCUGAGACUUUAAGCUUGAUACAGUCUUUUUCUCUCCAGUUGGGAUAUGGAGAGAGGAGAUUAUCGGAAUAUUCCUUCUUAAUUUAGCUCUUGCUAAAUUUAUUUGUGUUUGUAAUGAAUUUGUCAUUUUUUCCCAAUCAGUCUCCUCCAAUUUUGUAUGUGUGAAAACCAAAGCAGAAGUGCAGAUUUUUUUAAUGUGACAAUAUGUGAUUCAGGACAUAAUAAAUCAGAUGAAUCUCUCACUUGGAUGCUUUUUGCAGAUAUUGAGCACGUUUGUUUAACAUGUAGCUUCUAAUUACAGAUAUACUGCAGCUCUGACUUUUUUUACAGUUGCUGAUACAUGCAAAAAGCUUUUCUACUCUCAUAUCUCCACACUUCCUCACAUAAAAAUUACCUGUGAUGUGUAUAUGUCAUCAUAUGCACAUAAAAAAAAAAGAGGAAAAAUACUAAUGAGAAAAAAAUGCCUGCAAUCUGGCACUCUGCUUGAAACAAGAUUAAUGGCUGUGCAUUCGUAAGAGAAAAUUUCAAUUAGUUCUUCAUGUCUAUGAUUUAAAUGGGUAAGUUAUCACAUUGAUUAUAUCGCAAGAAUUCUGAUCUCAAAGUCUGGAGAAAAUAAGCAAUUGUUUUGUGUGACAAUGAGCACACCACGGGUACCUGUGAACUGACUUGUUGGGGCAGCCUGUUCUGUGGUGGCUCAGGUGUGCACAGGAGUCCAGGUUACAGUGAGAACUUCUGUCUUUGCUCUCCCAGCUCCUGAUCUCCAAAAACUUCCCAGCUUUUUUUACCUCAUUAAUGUCACUCUUGUAGCACUUAAUUGGCAUGGGUGUAAAUCUUGAGUUCUGGGUGGACUCCUGAGCCCAUCUGUUUUGGUUCAAUAAAAUGUCACAAACUGGGGUAUGCAUGUGUUUCGCAAGGCCCUUAUGACCUAUUUGAACACAGAAGCAUUAUCCUGACUGCUGAAUCUUCAUAACAACGUCUGUUCUUUGCAGGACUCCUAUUCUGAAUUAUUUUUUUAAUGCAAUUUUAUCAAGAAGUAACAUUUUAUUACUCUUCCCUAUCUUCUGCAGUCUCUACUCAGCAUAGCUCUGUUUUAUUAACAUCCUGCUGUUUACAAGAGACAGCAACUAAUACGUUUUCAUUGUGAGCUCUUUCUAUUGCCUAUAUUUACUAAGUAAUAUUUCUCUUGCUAUGCAACACUUCGGGGCUUAUGCCUUGUGGACACUGAUAAUUAGAUGUGCUGCUACUUAUCCAGGGAAAAGAAGAAAAUAAGUUAAUGGCACUCUGUAAUGUCUGAUUAUAAAACUCAAGUUCCCCUGCAGUAAGUUUGUUCAGAUGGAAGUCUGUGCUGGUAAUGCUUUCUGACUUAGUGGUUGUGUUGGUGAACAUACACGGCAGUAUGUGGAAUGUACAAAUGUAUAAAUAUGUUGAUUUUUAAUAAAAAAAAUAUUUUAAUUGUG